This is a messenger RNA of Archocentrus centrarchus (flier cichlid), 2270 nucleotides long. It is a transcript of the gene pcsk9, whose product is annotated as proprotein convertase subtilisin/kexin type 9. The record is from RefSeq and is a predicted model, not a curated record. Gene Ontology annotation, molecular function: serine-type endopeptidase activity. The transcript has 12 exons. Gene Ontology annotation, biological process: proteolysis. Lineage: Eukaryota; Metazoa; Chordata; Actinopteri; Cichliformes; Cichlidae. Bases 181 to 2175 code for a protein of 664 amino acids.
AAAUCAGUAUAGAUUGUUGGAGGCGUUAUCUGACUGCCAGGCACAGAGAGGGCGCGCGGCUCUUUGGAGACACAAACACACCAGGAGAAGUGAGACUGAAAUAAAAAACCUAAAUAUCAGUUUUGUAAUUUAGUAGUUGUCCUGAUCAUUUUGGUGGGAACAGUUCAAGAGGUGCGAAAAAUGCGUCGCACCUCAGCCUGGAUUGGCUGGGCUUUAUGUUUGUGCGCAUCUCUGGCUGUGCGCGCACAGGACUACACCGAGGACGACGAGAUGAUCCUGGACCUGAUCCAAAAGGACAAAGCUGAGCCUGAAACCGGAACCGAACCAGCUGCCGAGCUCCUCAGGUGCAACAAGGUGGCCUGGCGCAUUCCUGGACAGUACCUAGUUAUAUUACGUCAGGGGACGCACGAGUCUCAUCUCCAGCGGACCAUCAGGAGGCUGCGAGCCAAAGCAGCCAGGACAGGAUACUUGGUGGAGAUCCUGCAGACCUACUCUGGAGCACUGCGUGGCUUUCUGGUCAAAAUGAGUAGUGACGUCCUUCACAUGGUGAUGAAGCUUCCUCAUGUCGACUACAUAGAGGAAGACUCAUCCAUCUUCGCUCAGAGCGCCCCCUGGAACCUGCAGAGGUUACUGCAGCCUUAUGGUGACUUCUCUGAAAACGGAACAUACAGACCUCCCAAUGAUGGAGGGAGGGCGCAGGUGUAUCUGAUGGAUGGCAGCGUGCAGAGUUCUCACAGAGAGGUUGAAGGACGAGUACUCAUCACAGACUUCAAUAACAUCCCCGAGGAGGAUGGAGUCAGAGUUCAUAGACAGGCCAGUCAGUGUGACAGCCACGGCACACACAUGGCGGGUAUUGUGAGUGGAUCAGAUUCAGGCGUUGCUCGAGGGGCCGGUGUUAACCUGGUUCGUGUGCUCAACUGUCAGGGUAAAGGGACCAUUUCAGGAGCUCUGGCAGGAAUGGAAUACAUCCGAGCCACUUUACUGGCCCGUCCAGUGGAUGCAGUAGUUGUGUUGCUGCCUUUUGUUGGUGGCUUCAGCCGUUCACUAAACACAGCCUGUCGAGACAUGGUGGCGAACGGCGCAGUGGUCAUCGCCGCUGCAGGGAACUACAGAGAUGACGCCUGUCUCUACUCACCUGCUUCAGAGCCUGAGGUCAUCACAGUGGGGGCAGUUAACGCAGUGGACCAGCUCAUGUCACAGGGAGCGGGUGGCACUAACUUCGGCCGCUGUGUUGAUUUGUUUGCACCCGGUGAUGACAUCGUUAGUGCCAGCAGUGACUGCAGCACCUGCUUCACCUCCCACAGUGGAACCUCACAGGCUGCUGCACAUGCCGCAGGUAUAGCAGCAGUGAUCCUGUCAUCCAAUCAGAUUGCGUCACCAGUGCAGGUCCUCCAGUUGAUGCUGCAUUACUCCAUCAGCAACACUAUCAACUUCCUGUCUCUGUCUGAAAGCUAUCGUCUCACUACUCCAAAUCUGGUAGCAGCUAUGUCUCCUGCUAUCAAAACAGCACCAAAUGAGGAGCUUCUGUGUCGGUCAGUGUGGUCAGAGAGGUCAGUAGUCGCAAGCACUGACAGGGUCAUCAGCCGCUGUCGUCAAGGGGAGGAAAUGAUGGGCUGUAGCAGUUAUGAUCCUGAAGGCGUUCAUGCGGGGGAAACCAUCACUGUGAGCAGUCGACACAUGGAGUGCGUUGCCCAUAGUGGUCCAGCAGGUAAAGGUGUGUAUGCUGUGGCCCGCUGCUGUGUGAUAGGCGGCCUGCAGUGCCAGGUCCACGCUAGUCCUGAGCCCGGGCGAGAUGCUCAGUGUGUCGGCCCGCAGCACCACCUGACCGGAUGCACAUCUAUGUCCAAAGCUGAUUCGCGCCCACGUCACAGCCAUGGGAAGCGCUGCAUGGUGAAAGACGGGGUCACAUCACACGCGAUAUGCUGCCGUGCUCCAUCUCUCGAGUGCCAGCUGCUGGAAAUCACAGCUGACAAAAAUCAGGUUGAGCUCCCCUGUCCUUCCGGCUGGACUCUGACGGACUGUAGCGCCGUCUCUUGGGGCGCUGCUAUCUUGGGGUCAGUUGCCAAGGGAAACAGUUGCCAUGUCCACAGUGCCACGGGAGUGGACGGAGCAGUGGGCAUCGCUGUCUGCUGUCGUGUCGCUCCACCAGAGCAGCAAGCUGCAACACCUCACUGAUACAGUUUCACCUCACUUUGGUUUCCAACAUCAUAUCACUGCCAUUUUUGUCUUCGAUCGGUUUUAAACCCUCUUAUCCUUUCCUGAGACACUUC